AUGACUGAAGACCAGGAUCUAAUGGCCAAGAUUAGCCAGCUCGCUGGCCAGAUCAAUAAGCAUAAAACCCAGACCUCCCAAUCACCAGCUCCUUACAGUGAUUAUCCUCAUUCAGGUCCCUUCGUAUCGCGUCAUGCUGCCUCUCGAGGGCGCCCUGGUUGGGCGCCAUAUCGCGGACGGCCAUACGCGCGGGGUCGCGCUCGCGCUGGAGCAUCCCACCGUCACCGUACCCUCAUUCUCAACAACGCAGGAACGUCGGGCACUCCCCAGAGCUCCACCCCUUCUGUUGGCGCUGCUUCAGAUAACGAUGGCGAGAGUCGAUCGGUAACUCCAAGCGGAUGGGUUGCCAAACAUGACCGCCAUAUGCAGCUGAUUAACUCGGCCAUUUACGACAAAGAGGCCCAGGCGCGAGCUAAGGCGAUGGAAGAGAGUCGUAAAGCAAAGGCGCUGAAAAAGGCGCAGAUUGAACAGGCUAAAGUGCUGCGUUAUGCACAGGGUCUUGAUAGAACAUAUCCCCCGAGCGCGACCGUUCCUCAGGCAUCCGCUGCCGCUGAACCGUACCACGUUUACCUGAAUGACAUACCCUUUCGCGUUUCACGCGGUGGGGGCAAACUGAUUCGAUUAUCUGGUGCGACUUUCAUUGGCGCCACGCUGUCCAAGCGGGCUGGCUUACUGUCAAUAGGAGAUCCGAUUACCGCCAACACCACCCCAAAGCGGGUGACGGUUGCUGGCGUGACAUUUGUGCGUAGCAAGAACGAGUGUCGAUAUGCCCAUAUCCGUUUGACCCCUGGGGCACCGGUGUGCCGGGAUUUCGCCAACCUGGGUUACUGUGAGAAAGGGGCCGAAUGCGACCAGCGGCAUGUUCAUGAGUGUCCGGACUAUGCCAAUACGGGCGUCUGCAAUAAGAAACGGUGCCGGCUGCCUCAUGUUGACCGCGCUGGACAGAUCCGGAAGAACACCGCUCAUAGAACUGAUGCUCUUAAUGGCGACGAUGAGGAGUCGGAUGCUUCCAGUGAGGAUGAGGAGUAUGACGAAAUCGACUCGGACGAUGUUGACUCGGACGAGCUCGAUGAGGAGCCGGAACUCAUUGAGGGAGCCGGCAAUGGCGAUCUCUUGCCACAGCAGGAUUUCAUCCAUUUCUAG
Molecule: messenger RNA, 1143 nt
Organism: Aspergillus tanneri
Lineage: Eukaryota; Fungi; Ascomycota; Eurotiomycetes; Eurotiales; Aspergillaceae
Product: CCCH zinc finger protein
Exons: 3
Coding region: 1-1143 (380 amino acids)
Cellular component (GO): nucleus
Molecular function (GO): metal ion binding
Source: RefSeq, a predicted model, not a curated record